AUGUUCGGUUUUCGAGGAGCGGCAGAUGGCGCGAACUCUUGCAUCAAGAACUUCACCACGUACUAUGAUGAUUCAACGCCUCCUGUUGACGUGGGGUAUUCAGACUCUGCCGUACAGUGCCAGGCUGCCUGUGCGCAACAAGCUGGAUGUGAUGCAUGGACCUACCUGAGCGACUCCCAAGUCUGUUGGCAGCUCCCGAUGACACCGGAACUGGUGCUCAUUGGCAACAAAUUCGGAACCAGCGGCCUCAAGAACUGUGCGCCAUCUGCGGCCGUUAAGGCUAAGGCCGCAUUGGUCGCAGAGGCUACCGUCACCAGGGCGCCUGUGCUGUACGAAGGCGGGCUGCGGCCGAAGUGCUCCUUCCGGGGAAAAGCCUUCUUCGACUCCAGUGUGAAGGUGAUGAAUGGUGGCGCCGUGGGAUCACCGCAGGAUUGUGCGACAAGCUGCAACUCACAACCAACGUGUCAGUUCUGGACCUUCUACAACAACACCGGGGCGUGCUGGCUUCAAGGCUCCAAUGUGACGCAACAUGAGAGCGAGUUUGCAGUCAGUGGGCCCAAGCUUUGUGCCCAAGCUGUCGAAAGUGACCGCUACGAGUCCGGACACAACAUCACACGGGCCGGCCAGCUGGUCAUGAUGAGAUCUAUUCCUCGACCGAGUUGCUCCAACCGCGGCCAAGCAUAUCAGCACGCAACAAUGAAGACACCAACUUAUGUUGCAGAUGCCAACGCAUGCCAGUACUCCUGCCAGACCCUGUCUUUCUGUACCAGGUUCACAUACUACAUAAACUCCAAAGGUUGCUGGCUGUUGGAUGACAACGUCACAACCUUUGCGAGUGACAUGGCCAUCAGUGGACCCAAAGCGUGCUCCAAGCCAAUCGUUAAGGAGUUGGAGCCUGCUGCGACGCCAGGAUUGCGCGCGACCCUUGAGACAGGUCAUGCCCAAGAUGCAUGCAAAAGAAUCGGUCUUGCUUACCUGGGCAACUUGGUGUCGUCGAUGGUCGCUACAAGCUCUUCGGAAUGUCAGCAGCGAUGCCGGACGUCGAGGGCAUGCGACGUCUUCACGUAUCGGCUGGACUCCAACAGGUGCUUGCUGCAUGGAUCCAGAGCCAUGGAGCAACAACAUCCUCAUGCCGUCAGCGGGCCAAAGGCCUGCCUUGAGGAGUUCCAGAUGCUGGCGAGCCUGCCGGAGAAGGCACGCGUUUCCGCAAGCAGCGGCAAACAUCUGCAUGAUGACCAGUCGCAGGCUGAACCGGGGAGGAGGCUCAGCCACUUGAGCCUGGCAAGCUUCGGUUUGGCGGCCCUGGUGACUUUGUCACUGGUGGUUGGUCGGCUGCAGGCUGGUACCUGGGCUGACAGGCACGCAGAUCAGACUGAGCUCUCGCUUCUGGAUCCCGAUCAAGCUGUGGACGAGGUUGGGGCAGAGUUCGCUGCAGCUUUGCGUUGCUGUCGCAGCGCUUGGCCCGAGACCAGAGGUCCAAGCCUCUCCAAAGUGGAUGGAGGUGCAGCGGCCAUGGCGCCAGACAUCCAUAUGACAGAUCUUGAGCAGCGGUUGCCUGGCAAAGACAAUCUCAUGUGGUCAAGCUCUUUCUGGUCCGGGGUUCUGCCUGGUCACCGGUGUCGGAUGACCUUCUACGAUGCCUACCUGGAUGUGCUUGACAAAGCCAAGCAAGAUGCGAACUACUGGGCGGUCCGAGCCUUGUGCCAGUGGAAAGUUAUCACUGAAGCAACAGUGCACGGCAAAGAGCUGCGGCUUGUGAAAGUUUCCUGUGGCUUCUUCAGAGAGGCGAGCGAGAUCCCCAUGUUUGAGCGCUUCCGCUACCGAAUGCUGUGGCUGGUCGAGUGGAGGCAACUGCUGGCGUGCCCAAUUGUCAUGGCACAUCCUGUUGCAUACGACGAGGCAAGUCAGCCAAGAGGUGUGCAGAACACCUACUUCGUGUUUGAGACCCUGGUUUCGGUCGACCGGGCGGAAUUGAUGCCGGGCGAUGCGCCGAACCCGUGCUACUUGAAAGAGCCCUCCAACUGGAUAGACAUGAUGGUGGUCAUUUUUACUUUUGUGGAGCCCUUCGCUGCAGAAGUGAUUUCUGAACAAGACUUGAGGACGAUGAGAGUCCUCCGUAUUUUCCGAGUCUUCCGAGUCAUUAGAGGGAUGACCUUCUUGCCACGCUUGAGGACCAUAGUACAAGCCCUUUCAAAGAGCUUGUACCGCCUCUGGAUCUCGUCCCUUGCGAUUACCUUCACCCUGAUCGUGGUUAGCAUGGCUGGGACAGAUCUCUUUGGCGAUGUCUAUUGGAGGCGCUGCCGGCUUUCUGAAGAGCCCUACCUUGUGAACGGCACCUUGGUCUGGCCUCUGGACCCUUCUCAACCGCGCUUCUGCGGUGGCCGAUAUGAGUGUGUACCAACAACAUCCGGUGCUCCGACCUACUGUAGGUCUCCAGUGAGUACGGACACGGGGCCACUUCCCGGUUACAAUCCAUGGCCGGAGCUCUUCGAGAAUCCCCUGGCUGACUAUGGCUUCACGGGGUACCAGACCUUGUGGAGUGGCUUGCUGACGACCUUCCAGGUCGUGAACAUUGACGGCUGGGUCAGCCUGAUGCACCGCUUCGAGGAGCCAAGCGCGGCUGAAUUGAGACGCCCGUGUUUCACGAAGAAGCGCAUAUUCAAGCAGGAAGGAGAGUUGCCAGUUGCCUACCGAGAAGCAUGCAAUGCUUGGCGCUGCCCCGAGAUGGCGAGGGACAACAGCGGCUUGAUCCUCAUGAACUUGGUCUUAGCGAUACUUUGGCAUUCCUUUGACACGACGGUGCAAGAGGACCGAUCUGAGCUGGGAGACAGCAAGUUGAAGAUGGAGGCAAACCUUGCAGGAACAAGCUACAGCGGACGAAAGGCAUAG
Molecule: messenger RNA, 2889 nt
Organism: Symbiodinium necroappetens
Lineage: Eukaryota; Dinophyceae; Suessiales; Symbiodiniaceae
Source: the annotation of a GenBank genome assembly